This is a messenger RNA of Lytechinus pictus (painted urchin), 7856 nucleotides long. Its product is annotated as KH domain-containing RNA-binding protein qki.L-like. Lineage: Eukaryota; Metazoa; Echinodermata; Echinoidea; Temnopleuroida; Toxopneustidae. The record is from RefSeq and is a predicted model, not a curated record. The coding region runs from base 1 to 537 and encodes 178 amino acids. The transcript is spliced from 5 exons. Gene Ontology annotation, molecular function: RNA binding.
AUGGCUUGGAGUCUUGCAAAAGAAAGAAACAUCUGCAGCUGUAAACAAGCUCAGGCUGAAGGCGAGGAUGAACUCAAGAAGAGGCAAUUAGUAGAGUUAGCAUUGAUAAAAGGAACGUAUAGAGAUAACACAAACAAAAUUCAAACGAGUAUUGCUGCCACACCACUUACCUCACCCAGAGCAUUGCCAGCUCCAGCCGGUGCCUUAGUACCCCAGCCGAUGAGAUCGCCCACGCCAGCCGCCCAGGCGCACAUACUGGCACCGCAGCUCCUCCCCCGCAUGGCCGCUACCACCAUGGUCAACGGGCUGGGCGGAGUCCAGACGGCGCCCACCACCAUGAUGCACUCCCACGACGGCUCCAAUAUUCUCAUGCCCCUGGACCCCUACCAACAGUAUGCCUUCACGCCGACCAUGUUGGAGUAUCCACCUACAAUUACAGAUGGUUCACUCGGUAUAGCACCCAAGCUACGGCGAGCCAUCAGGGAACAUCCUUACCAGAGGGCAAUGCUUGAUCCAAGAGCCGCCGCGGGCAACUAGCGUAGCCUGAACUAACAUGCAUCCUACGCACUCCAAGUACUCUACUUCGUUUUAUCUUCCCGUGCCAUCAAUGACCUUUGACCUCAUCAUCUGACCUGACCUGACCUUCAUUGCGUUGUAUCAGUUGCCUUCGUUCUUCUUUCAAGUGUUGCAAGCCGCACACUCACACACACACACUCUCGCACACUGGUGAUACUACACACGCUGAGUUUGAAUUAAUCAAUUCUCCUUCGUUAUAUCAAAGAAAACAUAAAGAGAUUAACCAGGAGUGUGAUCAUGUGACUUGCCAUGUGAUCUGCCAUGUGAUCUCACUGCUAAAGAGCUGUGAACUCUUUUAACCUUCUUGCUUUACAUUUAUUCAUUGUAGUUUUGAGGCUUGUUUUUUUUUUAUCGUGCCUGAAAUACAAAAGAAAGAAAAAUACUUCUUUUCAUCAUCACCUCUUAUUAAUGCGAGACAAUGGCAGAAAAAACAUUGUCAUUUUGUUCAAUAUAUAAUAUCACUGUCAUAACUGCAAAAAAAGUCACUUCUGGAAAUAUUUAGAAAAACCCAACUAAUCCAUGAUACGUACUUUAUAAACAAAACUUAUAUCCCUUUUGUUUUGUUGUUAUAGUUUCUGAAUAACCUUCAUGGAAAAAUUGUCCUCAGUAUGCAUCUAAUUUCUAAUGAGAAUAUUCUCUCUCUCUUAUAGGAUGAAAUUUAUAGUUUUCUUUCAUUAUACCAUAUAACAGCUGUUUCAGUGUUGAAACUAUCAUUAUUCCCUGUUUAAUUCUGAAUAUUAUUUGGUUGUGGAAAGGCAUUAGUCUUCCCCCUCAUGGCUGCUAACGAUGUUUGAAAAAAAAAAUUGUUUAUCAUUUGCAUAUUGUAGAUUUCUUGUUAUGAUUUUGUAGUUGAUUAACUGUUGAAGGUCUUUCUAACGAGCUCACUCACACAUGGCGCCCUCUCGUGUCUAAAGGUUGUAUUGAUGUGGAUUCUGAUGAAGAGGCAAAACUCAAUCUGUGUACAAAUAUGGGUAAUCUGGAAAGUUCUAACGAUCCAAUUUAACAUCUUCCAAGCUUUUCCAUUUUUACCCAUUUGCGAAAGGGACAACUCAUCAAAAGCCUAUGGGAACGACAGAAUCUCGACCUUUGAAGGUGAGAUGUCUUCCUCAAAUCUUCCACCGUUAAACAUCAAUUUUAAACACCACAUUAUGUGACAUAAUGUUACCUUGCGCAGAUUCACUUAUAGACCUAUAAAAAAUAGGUUCUUGUCCAUUUUCCUUGAAAGUUGGUCUAUAGAGCUAACCCUGGAAAAAACAUGAGCUGUCCUGGCGAACCUCAUCAUUUCUACUCGCAUUUGACAACCAAGAAGGUCAUAUAUGCUUCCAUGUGGACGUACAUCCUUUUGACGUCGAGUUCCAACGCUUGUUUUGACUGAGCUCCUUAGGCUUCAAGACCUUGUAGCUAUACUAGUGUAACUUUUCAUUGCCAUUUCAUCAUUUUCCCUGUAUGCUUCCAUUUUUAAUUUCCAUCUAAUUUUGUGUAUCUCUCAGACAAACAAAAACACAAACCAGUCAGAUGAAAUGUAAUAACCAUUGCCAACCAAACUAGUGCUCUGAAUUUUUAUUCACAUUGUGGUACAAAUUAAUUUUAUUAGUUUGUAUAUCUUUCCUGAUAACUGUAGAAAGUAGCAAGUUGUUUGUUUUUUUUUCUUUCUCAUUACUUAUUGUCAUAUAUGAUGUGAUAGUCUGUUUAACAAGCAAAUGCUAUUUCACAAGCUACUUUUAUACAUUUAACUUAAUAAGCAGUAACCAGGGUGGACCGGUCAGUUAUUCCUAAUAUUUUUUUGUCUUUAAAAAAAAUAUUGCACCGUGAUAUAUACUUACCACAUUAAUGUAGAGUAUAUGGUUGGGUAUUAUCCAGGUUUUUGUCAUGGCAAUACGAAGGGUGAUGGAACUUUAUUAUAAAGAGCUUAUCAUGAGUCAUAAUAUCACUUGUCACUCUAGGGUGAUGCCAUUGACAUUGAAAAGAAAACAACUCGAUAGAGAGAGAAAGAGAGUAAGAAAUUAUCUGUGCUAAGAUACUCUUCCCUCUAGCACUAAUACCUCAGAAAAAGCUCAUCCGAACAUUGACAGCAAUCCUAAUACGAAAUCGACAUGACUAAUCUACGUGUGUUUAGGCGGCCUAGUGAUAGUUCAAGGUAUUAUGAUUAGCCUCUUUCUGAAGUUGCAUCAUGAAAUCACGCCGUGACAGAAACUUGGAUUGAAUCUGUGAUGACGAUGCCUCCUGCAAGGUGUGUCAAGAAAAAGACGGGACAGAACAAGCGCAGUAACGUUCUGAGAUAUGGCAGUGUGUGUAGCCUGUCUACCUGAAGCACCUGUGAUGUUUCUACCCCAUUUCUUUUUUGACACACCUUGUACUUGGCAAGAAGCAGUGCUAAUUGAUUGUAAUGACUACUUGCCCCUCGUCAAGGUGGUGGGUUCCAAAGUGCCUUCAAGCAGUCUUUCAAAGAACUCCAAUGUCCAUUCUGCAUGAACUAAAUCAUUCUCCUGCAUGCCAGAGUGGAAGGAACCAAACUCUGCAUCCUUAACCUUUUUUUUUUCACUCUCCUCCUCCUCCAUUUAAUUAACGUCCAAAGACUGGUUUUCGUUCAAUUUUUUCAAUCUUAUAUCGGCUUGGGUUUUGAGAGAUGUGGCACUUGUGGAACCCAGUUUGUCCGCUAAAGAGAACACCCUGACGAGGCUGGCAAAAGGUUAUGUUAAGCACUGUAUGGGAGUGUGCUCGGGCGUGUGGGAUGAACCGACAUGGAUGUAUGUGAGUGUGCGUGUGACGUGAGGUCACAUGGCAGCAGUGAUGUGUUAGUUGUGUUAGGAAAUACAAAAAGUGCCAAAUGAAGAGAAAAAAAAUCCUAAAAAGAUGGCACUGGAAAUGCCCCUUCCGUCGACAUCGACCCCAGCUGCAAUUCAGAUGCAACGACUGCCAUAAAUCUGUGAAUUGUAACCAACUGUACUUAGAAUUCCUGAGGUUUGUUCUCGGAUGAUUUGGUCAAAAACUAUGUCCCACUCCUGGAAGAUAAUUCAAAGCUGAAGUUUUUUUGUUUUUUUUUAAUGGGAAGAAACCCUGCCCCUUCGGAAAGACACAUCUAUCAAGUAUUCCUCAGCACUUCUUUUAAAGUCUUCUCAAUCAAAACCUGGAGCCGUUUUAUAAUCUAAAAAAAAAAUGUCUUCUGACGCAGAGAUGAAUAAAGCUGAGACGAUGAAGUCUUCCAGAGAAUGAAUAAAUAUGCAGUCUUCCACUCCAACUCAAAAUGUGUGUGAAUAAGGAAGGAAGAUUGAUGCAUAUUAUCAUUGCUAAUCAUGACAAGGAGGAUUGGGUUUUAUUGUAAAGCCGAUGCUGAGAAUGUAGACAAGGUCUAUUGGUAUGUUGAGGGAGGUAAACGCUCAUAAUACUUUAUUACUAAAGAGUAUGAAGUGCUAUAUAAGUCACCUUUCAUAAACUAGUGACAAAUCAAAGAAAGAGACAAAUGAAUCUUGGAUUACGUCAAUCUGCUUGUGCCAAGUGUGCCUUGUAAUACACUUAUAUUUGUAUACCACAGCAGCCUACUUCAUUUCUUGUGAAUUAAUGCAAGGAAUAACAAACUCAGGGAAACUGGCUAUGGAGUAUUGGCAUCCUCGGAUAAGGCUGAGGCCCGGUUUUCACGGAGCAGGCAGCUGAUUUACGAAGGGUGUGAUUGUCAAGAAAUGGCUAAUUACUUCCAACAGUAUACAUUGUUAGGCUCUGAAAAUGUACCAACCAUUUGCUUUUGUUUUAAAGCACUGUCAUUGUCCGUGGAAAUGCUGAAAAUGUUUGCGCAGAAUCUUUAAAAUAUCAGCUGCCCAAGUGCAACAGCCUUUUAAACAGUUGACUAUUUCCCCCCCCCCCCCCCCUCGGCAAACUUUAUUGAUAAAUUAAACUUGCGUGGCUAGUGGCUAGUAUACAUUCACACCCUUUGCAAAUUUGAUGUAAGCCCCUUGAAAACUGUCCUCCGGUGCCAAUAUUCAUUUAUUUUAUAUACUACUGAAGUGCUAAAAAGAUUUUGGAGGCUGCUGAACGUGGAUUCACAAAAAGUGUGUUUCUUGGAUGACCGAUGCUUAUAAUAUACACACAUCAAAUCGAAUGUGUUAUCCAUUUGUUGAUAACAAAAAUUACAUGUUAUCCCUGUACAAAGUUGUUUUUAUACAAAAUAUGUUUUAAAAAAUGAUGAAGCAGUACAGACGAGGCUGAAUAAAAAAAUGUAGAUAGGUAAGGAUAUUUUGUAGAGUACACCAAGUGAUGUUUGACCUGUACUUAUAUUGUGUUUUACCAUUGUGUUGCAUUUUGUACUUAAAAAAUAAUGAAGAUGAUAUAUUAUGAUGAUACAUGUAUGUAAUUCUGUAGAAUUGGCCAGGUGUGAGAGUGAUUGUACCAUGUUAUUAUAAUGAGGUGCUUAAAAAAAUAGGAUUUCUAUAGUUUGUAGAUGUUAUUUUCAUUAGUUUGGAUGGAAGAAAAACUAGUAUAAAUAAUAGUGCUCAAGGGUUAGAAAAAAUAUACAAUUUUUUCAAAACUCUUUUAUGGCCACAAUUAUUCUUCCUUGAGCAGCAUUUUCAAAUUUGGCAAAAAAUUAAUCGAAUUUCUCCUUUAUAUCAUCACACAAAACAAUGAGAUCUCAUCAACUAGGAAUUUCUCUUAAUAUUUCUUUUAUUUAUAUGGUAGAAGUGAGGCUGUUUUUGUAGUAAUGGAAAUAAGACUAGGGUAGUUUUUUUUAUGAUAAACUCAUCUUGGCUAAAUUAAACAUUGUAGUAUUUAUUUAGACAGGGUUGUUAUUAUGAUAUUAAGAAAUAUUAACGUGUACAUGUAUAUUUUUUGGAAGACAGGGAGAUCGGCUAUUAUGAAGAUUUUUGCUUUAUUAUGUUCCCCCUCUCACACAAUAGAAUUUGUACCAUUGAUAAAUAUUAAAAAUUGGCCUGUAAAUUUGAAAUAUGAAAAUAUUUUGAUCGACUUCUUUGAGAUUGAGCGUACUUGAGAUCAAUUGAAUUCAAAUUCCAUGAUUUACCAACUCAAUCAAUGAACAAAUAUAGCAGAAAUUUUCCUACUGAUUUUGGCUUGACAUGAAAAUUUAAAAGUUUCACAACUUGAGUGGAUUUUAUUGUUGGAACAAUGUUUUGGCUUUAUUUCUUCAAAAUUACAAACCGUUUUUUUUCCUCUUUCAUACCCAAUAUCCCCCUUAUAUUUUUACUUUUUCAAAAUGUGUGCUCAAAUGGAUCGUUUUGGCAUAAAAAAAGAUUGUAUAUAGGCCUACACUAAACAUGGUAUUGAAUCUGGGUAGAUGAUUAUAAAUGUUUAGUGAAAGCUGUGUAUUGACAUGUUUAUGCUUUAGUAUGUUUAGAUAAAGGCUUGAAAAAAAAUAUUAUGAAAAAAAAAAAAUCCUGGCCAGUUUUUUUUUUAUGUUCCGUUUUGGAUGUAUUUUAUAAAUGUUUAUAUUUUCUUGUGUAAACUUCCAUUUUGUUCUUCCAAUGAUAAAUAAUGAUUAUGUAGACAUUUUAGCACAAAAGUGCCUCUGCUUUGAUGAAUGCAUUUUAUUUUAUUUUUCAUGUUGCUUAUAGUAUAUUCAAAGCAAUAGAUAAGACAAAUAUUUUAAUUUCAUUGUUGAUCAUUCUUCUUCGCUAUUGUUAAUGUUCAGUUUUGCACAUCCCACACCCGGGAGGUCUCAUUUUACACUUUGUACAAAGUUUGUACACUUACGAGUAGCAAACAUUUUCAGGGUAAAAUAAUCAGUUAUUUCAGUAGUAAAAUGCAUUUAAAAUGUUUCCUCUUAAAAGCUAGUAAUACGUAAUGAAUUAUUUGGUUUCUUUAUGCAAGUAUAAAGUAUGCAAAAAUAUUGUGUGAAACAGAGUAUAUAUGCAAAGUACUUAAAACCAUUUGCUGCUUUAUAUAUUUUUUUCAGUUGAUUUAGUUAUUAUGAGGUAACAUCUAUACUGCCCUUAAAAGAGUUUUUGUUUGAUAUCACACCAUUUAUGCAAAUUAAUAGCAGAAACUCAAAUAUCUUUUUUUUUUUAAUCAUGCAAAGUCUUUAUAGGGAUGAAAAGGAAAAAAUUCUAUAAUUUAAAAUAACUCAAUUGUUAAUUGACAGACUUGAAAAGCUUUCUUUUGAAUUUGGAAUAGACAAUCACGAAAAAGAUUUGAUAUCAAAUCAUUCUCACCAAGUGCCUAUUUGUAUUUUUCUAAAAAUACUUCUUGAAAUGCCAAGGUCUUGAUUCAAACCAAAGAACUGCUUAGGAUUUGAUUCCAAAGUAAAUGAAUUUUUGAAAUGAAAUGAACUCAUGAAAUCAAAGAAGUAUAACUGCAUGCAGUAGAUAUUUCUCAUCCAAACUUUUAAAUCAAAGAUUGACCUAAAAAUUCUCGAUUAAUUUUUUUCUUCUUCAAAUUUACCCAACUAUUCAUGAAGUCUAAUGUUUCAUUUCUAAAAUUUAAUCAUUUUCUUGCUGUGUUCAUGUACCAUCCCAAGAGGAUUUCAGUGAAAAGAAACAGAUUUGGCCAUAAACCUGUUAAAGACUACUUUUGGAACAUUCAAGCAUUUUGUUUGAGUCUGAUAGUUUAUACCACAAUACUACAAUAUCCCAGGAUUCAAGUGAGAUAAUUGACAUAUACUUUAGUACAAUUAUCAAAAUACUUAUUUUUCAUACCAAAAAAAAACUUAUUUUUAAAAAAUUUAUUGAUUUUGUCCUCUUGGAAUAUUUCCUGAAAAUGGCAACAAAAUUAUUACAUGGCAAAUUCGAAUCUUUAACAUUGUUGGAUUUGUGAAAAAAAUAAACAGACCAUCUUCAUAUCAGAAUACAAAAAAUGAAAAAAUGAACUUCAAAAGCUGAAGACUGCAAAUUUUAAUAUUCAUAAAUGGAUGGUUGAUAUAAGAAUAAGUGCCUUAUGCGAUAAUGAGUGCCUAUAUGAAUAAACUCACGUGGCAGUAAUUUGAUGUAUUGCAAUGUAAUUAACAUCAUUUCAACACAGAUUUUGAGUCGAUAUCGAGUAUUAAUGUGAGAGAAUUUCUUGAAAAUAACUCAACAAACCAAAGCAGGCAUUUUCAAUAAAAUCAUUCAAGAGUCGUUUGUAAUUAAUUACAUUUUUUUCACGCAGAGAUAUGCAGGAGGAAUGUUGAUUGUUGAUUAAUGAAAUAUAUGAAUAUGUAUUUUUUUCUUUUCUACUUAAAAAAAAGCAAAUGUAAAAUGUAUUUCUAAGCAUUGACAAAUUUGUCUGAAUUUUCGUCAAUUGUUUUUUGAUAUUUGUGUGAGAGCUGAUGUAUCGUCAAUAAACGAUGGAAACAGCAUAAA